Molecule: messenger RNA, 834 nt
Organism: Corylus avellana
Lineage: Eukaryota; Viridiplantae; Streptophyta; Magnoliopsida; Fagales; Betulaceae
Source: RefSeq, a predicted model, not a curated record
AUGCAUGUACCACUAAGAACUGGAUCCUCUUUAUUGACACAGGCAUGGGAGUGCACUCCCGGAAAAGAACUGGCAUGGAAUGUCUUGUCUUUGCUUACAACAUCUGGAAUGCUAUUUUUGGAAGUAAGCUUGGUGGCCUUUUUAUUCCAAGGAAAUCAUGUGAGUGGGUUAGAAGCGUUGACACGGACAUUUGUUGUCUCAGGGCUUAUCGUCGGUAUGGAUUUCCUCCUAAAGGCAAUUUAUCUAUUUGGAUUUGGGAUCCCGUUAUUCAUUGACAGCAAUGAUCAUACACAUCAGAUGAAGUGGAACUUGUGGGUUGUUCAUAGGCUGGUGCUGACCGCAGUCUAUGGCUUCAUACUGUUCAUGUACCAUUCCAAGUGGAGAGAAAGAUUACCUGCAAGACCUGCAUUCUACAACUACAUUGCUAUCAUGUUCUCGACGAAUGCUCUUGCACUGUUUGCUUGUGCACUUACUGGAAACGGGGCUAGUUUUGGGUUCUGGUUGUACGGUGCCACCAUUGUCUGCUAUCAUGCCUUCUAUCUUCCUCUUCUAUAUGUGACAUUUCUGGCUGACUUUUUCCAGGAGGAAGAUUUGCAUUUAGAGAACGUAUACUACUCGGAGAUGAAAGAUGCUGGUUUCUUUGAUGCUGAUUGGGAGUGAUAUGGUGACUUCUGAAUCACAACAUGAUCUGGUUACAACACUCUGUAUAUAAAAGUAAAUAUGUACUUCAAUCUCAGAAUGUUGAGAUGCAGGCAAUGUUUGAUCAAUGUUUGUAUGGCUCCAUAUCUUUUUCUCAACUGUAGAAGCUAUUACCAUGUUGUCCCCUUUUUGCUA